Daphnia pulicaria is the source of this 876-nucleotide messenger RNA. RefSeq lists its product as uncharacterized. Gene Ontology annotation, cellular component: plasma membrane. Bases 1 to 876 code for a protein of 291 amino acids. The record is from RefSeq and is a predicted model, not a curated record. NCBI's taxonomy places the organism in Eukaryota, Metazoa, Arthropoda, Branchiopoda, Diplostraca, Daphniidae. The transcript has a single exon.
AUGAGCGAAGGAGAUGAUGAGGAUUCGCCUAGUCGCCCAUUAAAAGUAUUAGUCGACCAUGCUAAUCCCGUGCAGCCAUCACUUUGCAUAAGCAGCCUUAGUAAAAUUGCCCCAGUAGUUGUUUCCGCGAUUGAUAAACCCGGGUUCUUCCUGUCUCUCAAAUUUGCUGACACUAAAUCCUUUGUUGAUGAUCUUGCACGCUUAGUCAAGCCCGUCAAGAAUGUCGAAGUCGCGUCAGGGGGAGACAUUUUUGUCUUCCCGUUCGAUUUGGAACAAAAACAGGCUAUUUUGAAGUUAAACUGCAUUAACAACCUUGAGGUCUCUUGUAAACUAACCAAAUCUGAAUCUGAAUUUAGAGGAGUUAUAGUUGGAGUCCCUGUGUCGGAAUUGGAUAGCGAGGCUUUGUUAGAUCUCUUGAAAGACCAACGCGUCACCCACGUGAAUCGGGUUAACAAAUUCGUUGAUGGGGUUCAGUCUCCAUCCACUGUUGUCGUGCUCACCUUUUCGCAACCGUUUCCUUACAGAGUAAGAUUGUGCUAUAGAAGCUUUGUGGUUCGUGCAUACUCUCCCAAGCCCAUGCAAUGUUCAAAAUGCCACCGCAUUGGGCACACCGCCACGCAUUGUAAUUUUCCCGCUAGAUGUCCCAGCUGCGGUGGCAGUCAACCACCGGCCGCCAACUGUGAAAGCAAGGCCAAGUGUUUAAAUUGUCAGAAAGAUCUCCAUCUAACGGGAAGCCCUGCGUACAUUUCACAUUUGAAUGCGCUCAAGUUUGCCAGGGCUAACAAUGUCUCGAUGUUCGAAGCUAAACAGCGUUUAUCCACCCUCCGUAGUUCCACACAAACGCCUCCUUCUGCCUCAGGCCCAGCCGCGCCCUAG